Molecule: messenger RNA, 606 nt
Organism: Phytophthora infestans T30-4
Lineage: Eukaryota; Oomycota; Peronosporomycetes; Peronosporales; Peronosporaceae
Exons: 3
Coding region: 1-606 (201 amino acids)
Source: RefSeq, a predicted model, not a curated record
AUGCCUGAAAAGAGCACAGCUGCUGAUCGCUCCUGCCAAUUAUCUUGUCCGGCCGUGGAGCAGUCCACUAGUGCUGUGCUGGGGGCUCGCCCUGUAAGUCGUCUGUCGUCUACGAACGUGCUCGUGCUACUGGCCGACAGAAACCACUUGGUUCUGCGCCGGAACGCUCGCCUCGUGCCCGUUCCUAUUUGUAUUUACGUGCCCCGUAGAGCUCCUCGCCACGCCACUCGAGUCGUCAACGAUGCCCGUGCAGUCACCACGUGCGCCGCUUGCUGUAGUCGCUCACGAAGCGGGUUGGCCCUGCUCGUUCGCCUCCCUGCUUCGCUCGCUCUCCGUUUCGCACACUCGGACAGCCUUCGUCUGCCGGUCCUCGUGUACUCUCCACUCCGUUCACGCACUCGGUCGACUAUUACGCCAACCUCGUACGCUCUUUCUACUCCGUUCACGUGCUUGGUCGACUGUUACGUCAACCGCGUACGUUCUUUCCACUCCGUUCGCACACUUGGUCGACUGCUACGUCAAACCUCGUGCGCUCUACCACUCCGUUUGCGUCUUCCACCGCAAUUUGUGUCAGGACUGUGCUCCAAGCCGCAGAUCCAAAAGUGA